UUAGGUUUUAAUAGAUUGAUUUUGAUUGUAGUUUUGAUUUUAGAUUUGAUUUUAGGUUUUAAAAGAUUGAUUUUGAUUGUAUUUUUUAUUUUAGAUUUGAUUUUAGGUUUUAAUGGAUUGAUUUGAUUUUAGUUUUGAUUUUGAAUAAUCUGCACUAUUACUAAUCUCAGAUCACCGUCUAACUCGGAAUCUCUGAUAAGGAAAGCAAGUUAUUUUAGUUUUGCAGAAGAAUAUGAUGAGCAGAAGCGGUGAAAUGUUUUCGAUGUCAACUAAAGCAGCUGAAAAAGUUGAGGUAAGAAUGCAAUUUCAGCUUAGUGAAUUGAGAUAGAUUGGAGAUGUUGUCUCAACACAAUACAUCUUCGUCAGCAAACGGUCCACGUCAGCCAGCGUCAGCAAAGCCUUACGUAGCACCGAUGAUUUCUUCACAAGAUCUACCGGUUGAUUACGCUGGUUUCAUCGCUGUUGUUUUUGGUGUUGCUGGCGUCAUGAUUAGGUAUAAGGCAUGCUUGUGGCUUGCAAUAAUAUUCUGUGCACAAUCUCUAUCCAAUAUGAGAAAUGCUGAGAAUGAUCCGAAAAAGAUCUCUAUGGCUACUAUAUUCUAUUAGCAAUUUAUGCUGGUCCCCUUGGUCCCAAGUGUUGUGAGCUCAUCAAAUUUUUUGAUGUAAGUUUUUACAAUUUCACAUGCCCUUGCUAGUGUAUCUGUGGUUAGCUUUCUUAAUUGUUUUCUUGUCUGCAUCAAGACUGCUGUUUUAUUGAUGCUUUAAACUGUCAUGUCUAUUUUGUUGCAUCCCUCCAAGUGAUAUUUGAUUAAUGGAGCUCUGU
Mercurialis annua (annual mercury) is the source of this 822-nucleotide messenger RNA. RefSeq names its product protein Asterix-like. Gene Ontology annotation, molecular function: protein folding chaperone. The record is from RefSeq and is a predicted model, not a curated record. Gene Ontology annotation, cellular component: endoplasmic reticulum membrane. NCBI's taxonomy places the organism in Eukaryota, Viridiplantae, Streptophyta, Magnoliopsida, Malpighiales, Euphorbiaceae. The transcript has 6 exons. Bases 336 to 605 code for a protein of 89 amino acids. Gene Ontology annotation, biological process: protein insertion into ER membrane.